AUGAGUGACGAAAGAAUUUCCGACGAGAUCAAGAAGAUUCAACCAAAGCAAUUAGGUCCUGAUAGAAAUGCUCAAGAAAUUGAGAUGAUGGCGAGCUCGUUGGCCUAUUACGAAAUUGCAUCUUCUCGCUUCCUAGAUGUCUUGUGCCAGUCCACUCACAUGAAGUUGUUCCGGACUUGCCGUGCAAGUCUCGUUAAUACUCUUCGUGACGACCUGGAGAUCUUCGGUGACAACGGCCGUGCCCGUUGUCUUGAUCUCAUGGCAGAGGAUCCUGAGCGUCAGCAUCGUCGUACUCAGUUAUUGAAAGAGCGGGAGAAGUUCAGCAAAGCCCAAGAAUGGCUGGACUCUGUCCGAGAUUCGGAUGUUGAAAUGGAAGAUUCCGACCAAAAUGCUCUCGCAGAGAUCAAAGAGGAUUGGUAA
This is a messenger RNA of Penicillium digitatum Pd1, 420 nucleotides long. The record is from RefSeq and is a predicted model, not a curated record. NCBI's taxonomy places the organism in Eukaryota, Fungi, Ascomycota, Eurotiomycetes, Eurotiales, Aspergillaceae.